Molecule: messenger RNA, 2395 nt
Organism: Apodemus sylvaticus (European woodmouse)
Lineage: Eukaryota; Metazoa; Chordata; Mammalia; Rodentia; Muridae
Gene: Mettl2a
Product: methyltransferase 2A, methylcytidine
Exons: 9
Coding region: 25-1167 (380 amino acids)
Molecular function (GO): tRNA (cytidine-N3)-methyltransferase activity
Source: RefSeq, a predicted model, not a curated record
GAAGGCGUUUCCGUGUCCGGUGUCAUGGCGGCCUCCUUCCCGGAAGGCGUGCCGGAGACAGAGGACGGGAAGAGACCGCAGUUCGGGAACCGGUUCCUGAGCGACCCGGCGCGCGUCUUCCAUCACAAUGCCUGGGACAACGUGAAGUGGUCAGAGGAGCAGGCCGCGGCGGCGGAGAGGAAAGUGCAGGAGAACAGUUCCCAGCUGGUGUGCCGGGAGAAGCAAGUUGAUUAUGAAGUCAAUGCCCAUAAAUACUGGGAUGACUUCUACAAAAUCCAUGAAAACGGAUUUUUCAAGGACAGACACUGGCUUUUUACUGAGUUCCCUGAACUGGCACCUAGCCAGUUCAAUCACCUGACAAAUGUACCCUUGGAGAAGCAGAGGACUGAAGUCUGUGAGGACGGACCUGACUUGACAGAACAGCACAAAUGUACUUGUACCAGCCGUGGAUGUGAGACUCGGGUGCCUCCUGUGGAAGAACAGGUGACUCAGAAGCUCGGUCACUUAGAAAUUUGUGCUGAUGAGUUUCCUGGCUCCUCUGCCUCCUACCGAAUACUUGAGGUUGGUUGUGGUGUAGGAAACACAGUCUUUCCAAUUUUACAAACUAACAAUAACCCAAACCUCUUCGUUUACUGUUGUGACUUUUCUGCCACAGCUAUUGAACUGCUCAAGACAAAUUCAGAAUAUGAUCCUUCUCGCUGUUUUGCCUUUGUUCAUGAUCUCUGUGAUGAAGAUCAGAGUUACCCAAUGCCUGAAGACAGUCUUGAUGUCAUCGUUCUUAUAUUUGUUCUUUCAGCAAUUGUUCCAGACAAGAUGCAGAAAGUUAUCAGCAAGCUAAGCAGACUCCUGAGGCCUGGAGGGGUGAUGCUUCUCCGAGACUAUGGCCGCUAUGACAUGGCUCAGCUUCGGUUUAAAAAAGGUCAGUGUCUAUGCGGAAACUUCUACGUGAGAGGUGAUGGCACCAGAGUCUACUUCUUCACACAAGAUGAGCUGGACGUACUCUUCACGGCUGCGGGGCUGGAAAAAGUGCAGAACCUGGUGGAUCGCCGCUUGCAGGUGAAUCGAGGGAAGCAGCUGACCAUGUACCGCGUCUGGAUCCAGUGCAAAUACCGCAGACCUCUAGUGCCCAGCUGCAGCCAACGUGCGCCCAUUCCCCACACCACGUAAAUGUAAGAAGACAUCUGUAAACGGUGGCUUGUUGAUGGUGGACAGUCUGGGAUUCAAGUAGCUCAAACUUUGAGCCUAAGGACAAUUACUUUCUGUUAACAAUUAUGGUUUUUAGCCAGGUGUGAUGGCACAUGCCUUUAAUUCCGCACUCAGGAGGCAGAAGCAGGCAAAUCUCUGAGUUUGAUGACAUCCAGUGCUAGGCAGAAAAACCCUGUCUCCAAAAACAAACCAAAACAAAGUGUGAUUUUUAUUUGUGAAACCCAUUAAUGCACAUUUUUUGGAGUUCAUUUUAUUAAUAUUAUUGUCUGGUUGGGGCAAUGCUAUGGUGAAUGUGGGGAGUUCAAAGGAGAACUCGAGGAGUCAGUUCUCUUCUACAAGUUAGUUCUGGAAUUCACACCCAGGCCUGGCAGCAAAUACCUUGGGCUUUUUGACAGUCCUAAAAGCUUUUAAUGACUAGAGUUUUAUAUAUAGGAAAAUUCAUCCUGUGACCAAAAUGACCUUGCUGUUUAGAUCAUCUUGGCAUCCUAUUGCAAGAUGGUGGUCCACACCUUUAAUCCUGGCACUCAGAAGCCAGAGACAGGCGAUCUCUGAGUUCAGGGCCAGCCAGGGCUACACAGAGAAAAAAAUGAAAAAUAAGAAAGGAAAAAGUAUGCUAACACAUUUGUUUGGGAGUUAAGAAUUUAAAACCAAGCCUGGCCAAGUAUGAUGGCUCUCAGCAGAAAUCCCAGCAGGUAGAGAGCUGAGGCAGAGGGAUGCCCAUAAGAUCCAGGCCAGCUAGGGCCACAGUGUAAAACCGUCUCACAGGUUGUGAACUUGGCUCAGUGACAGAGCAUAAGCCCUGGAGCCAGAUGCGAGGUUUAGAUUUACGCAAUCUUAGCACCGGGGAGACUGAGAUAGGAAACUGCCUUAAACUCAAGGCCAGCCCCGGCUACAUUGUAAAAGCUUACCUCCACUCACAUUCCCUGGAGAGCUGCUUCAGCUUAAUCCUGUGGGCAGCAGUACAAGUGACGUUGUGUUCCAUUGCAUGGUGCUGGAUCGUGGGUACCUUUUAAUAUCUCCAUUAUUAGGACUAGAAAAGAGGCUCAGCAGGUUUAGGCACUUGCUGCCGACCGUGACAACCUGAGUUCACGUCCCCAAAACCCACAUGGUAGAAGGAGAGAACCGCAUGUGCUAUAGCACGUGUGUGCCCUCAGACAUACGCACCAAAAUAAAAUAAGUUUUUAUAUCA